Eruca vesicaria subsp. sativa (arugula) is the source of this 543-nucleotide messenger RNA. The record is from the annotation of a GenBank genome assembly. Lineage: Eukaryota; Viridiplantae; Streptophyta; Magnoliopsida; Brassicales; Brassicaceae.
AUGGGUUUGGUCACAGAGGAGGUGAGAGCUAAGGCAGAGAUGUACACGGGAGAUGAGAUAUGCCGAGAGAAGACAAAAGUCUUCCUCAAGGAGAUAUCUAUGCCCAAUGGCUUACUACCUUUGAAGGACAUAGAAGAGGUUGGGUAUGACAGAGAGUCAGGUGUUGUGUGGCUGAAGCAGAAGCAAAGCAUCACCCACAAGUUCGAAGAGAUCGAUAAGCUUGUCUCUUACGGAACCGAGGUCACUGCUGUGGUCCAAACCGGCAAGAUCAAGAAGCUCACUGGAGUCAAGUCCAAGGAGCUUCUUAUUUGGGUCACUAUCAGUGAGAUCUAUACAGAGGAGAAAGAGAAGAUCACGUUUAAGUCACCAACCACACUGUCCAGGACUUUCCCUGUUUCAGCUUUUGUAGUCCCAGAGGAAGUGGAACCAGCCAAGGAAGAACCUGGCAAGGAGAAGAGCAGUGAAGCCAUCAAGGAGGCUGCCAAGGAAGAACCUGCCAAGGAAGAGCCGGCCAAAGAGGCUGUUGCCGUCAAGGAGGCCUAA